Messenger RNA from Linum trigynum, 2896 nucleotides. The record is from the annotation of a GenBank genome assembly. NCBI's taxonomy places the organism in Eukaryota, Viridiplantae, Streptophyta, Magnoliopsida, Malpighiales, Linaceae.
UAGGAGAAUUAAGUACAUAGAUAAUUAGAUACUAAUGCAACAGUUAGAUGAAAAGGUCAAACAAAUAUGUAAUUUUAUAAUUUUAAUACCCUAAAACGUGCAAGGAAAAAUAUCCAUCGGUGGCCCAUCUUCUUGAAGUAGUUGAGAGAGCAUCGAGCUCCAGAUUCUCAAAUACAUCUAAAUAGUCAAUAAUAAUGUAACAAGAACGAAAGAUUGAUCAUAGCAUUUGAAGUCACAACUCAACAUAAAAAAACUUAAAACCAAUAUCUCGAUAGGCUAAUUGAGAAUAUACUAUGACCUACUCAUUAAAAUAUCAAUCAUAUCAAAUAUAUAUAACAAUUGUAAUGACACUUCUCACACUUCUUUGUUUGUGAUUUCUAAGUAUUCUUGUUUCAUCAAUCAAAAAACCUUUUGAUUAGAUGUCACUACCUACCAACUCUGUCACACUGAAAACAAUAGAUAAGAAAACAAAUUUUACUGUUCCCUUGUUGAAAAUUAAAAAUUAAACACGUGUUAUCAUUGGUCAAAUAAUCCACUCCACAGAUGUUUCUUUUAUAAACAGCUUCACUACGAGGUCGAAAUGUUCUUUUUUAUUUAUUUUAAGGAAUGGAUAAAUUUGACUUGUCUCUGGCACGGUUCUCCAGACAAAAAAAUAUUAUUGUUUACAUAUUAAUAAAAUUAUUUAACAGAAAUCCAUAGAAACUUAACAGAAAGUUAUCAGUUAUUUGAUUAUUUCAUCCACUUUAUACAUUUUAAAAAAAAAAAAAUAUUAAAUCGAAAGGUUCCAAAGUGGAAAUGGAAAAAGAAACAGAAAAGGGAACAAAGUGAGGAAUAAAUAAGGGAGUUGUCAAAAGGCUGUAGCAUAGCCCAUCUCACAAACGGACGAUCCGAAGAACACUAAUAACACAGAAAAGAAAAAUCCCCCACUUUCAUUUCUUUCUUUCUCCGUGCAAAGAAUCAAUCUUUUCUUUCGUUUCCCUGCUUAAAGUCGAUUUCUUUUUCUCUAAUGAUGGGAAGGGAAAACUCUUAGAGAGCAAUCCGUUUGUCAUCAAUCAGAAAGUUGUUAGCAGCUGCAGCUGUUGGUGUUUGUUUUUGCUUUUUCUUUGCAUCUAUAUCUCUCUCUCUUUGAUAAAGACGACUCCUUUAGUGGGGGGUUUUGUUUUGGGUCGCUCAAAUCGUUUCUCUGUUCGGGGGAACCCAUUUUUGAUAAGGCAGGCAGGUACGAGUGAGCUGCUUUAUUUCAACAACUCUCUGCAUUUGUUUUGGUUUUAUUACAUCGCUUUUUUUUUUUUUUUGGCUUCUGGGUAGUAAGAGAUUUCCAUUUCCGUGUGUGGUGUGUUGAUCAACAGGAGAAAGGCGAUCUUUUCUUUUGAUUAGAGGGGAAUUUGAGCGCUUUAAGCCAUGGCGGUGGCUGAUAAUGCUGGGGUCAAAGAAGGGGUGGUGACGAGUCAGAAUUUUGACGCUACUCUGGCGUCAUCGGAGGCAAACGGUGGAUCGAACAGUGUGGAGAGCACAAAACCCAUGAACGAAUCUUUGGUUGGGGGUUCGAAUUCUCAGUCUCAGACCGAUGAUCGGGGCGCGAUCGGGGGGAAGUGCGACCAAGAAGAGCGUGCGGAUGAGAUGGCGGCGGCGGCGGCGGCGGCUGGUUUAACCACCGGGGAGAAUGGUGGGGCCCAGAUGGGGAAUGGGUUUGAUGGGAAUCAGCAGCGGCCGCCGGCGUCGAUGGACCAGUCUAGUGGUGGGUAUGGAGGAGGUGGUGGGAAUCAGAUGGAUUUUGGGAACUCUAAUGGGGCUAAGGAGAUGAGGGAGUUGGUGGAGAUGUUGUCCAAGCUGAAUCCCAUGGCUCAGGAGUUUGUACCUCCUUCUCUUGUUAACAAUCAAGGCAACAUUUUUGGCAACGGUGGAUUCAAGCAUCCGAACAAUUUUGGAAUGCUUAAUCCCAAUGGGAAUCCUAAUGGAAUGAUCAAAAGGAAGAACAAUUUUAACCAGGGAAGGAGAAGAACCAAUGGUGGCAGGAGGAGUAUGGCUCAGAGGGAAGAAGUAAUUAGGAGGACUGUAUAUGUUUCUGACAUCGACCAGCAGGUUACCGAGGAGCAGCUGGCAGGUCUAUUUCUGCAUUGUGGACAAGUUGUUGAUUGUCGUAUAUGUGGUGAUCCUAAUUCAGUUCUUCGCUUUGCGUUCAUUGAAUUUACUGAUGAAGAAGGUGCAAGGGCUGCUAUAACUUUGUCUGGGACUGUGCUUGGAUAUUAUCCACUAAGAGUGCUGCCUUCUAAAACUGCGAUUGCACCUGUGAACCCAACAUUUUUGCCAAGGUCUGAAGAUGAACGAGAGAUGUGUGCUAGAACAGUGUACUGUACCAAUAUAGAUAAGAAGAUUAGCCCAGGGGAUGUGAGACUUUUCUUUGAACAUUUCUGUGGAGAGGUUCAGUGUUUGAGGCUUCUUGGAGACUAUCAUCAUUCAACCCGUAUCGCUUUUGUUGAGUUUGCAAUGGCUGAGAGCGCAAUCGCUGCUCUGAACUGCAGUGGUGCCAUUCUGGGAACCUUGCCCAUAAGGGUAAGCCCAUCAAAGACGCCAGUUCGCCCUCGCUAUCCCAGACCACCUACGCACUGAAGAGGAUUGAUUUGAUCGUCGGAAGUCAGAAGUCGAUGCAAGCGAGCUCGUGAUGGAGCUGGUGAUCCAUAGAAAUUACCUAUCUGUUUAAAUUAUAGGAGCCGAGAACACAUUUCUGUUUCUUUUAUCCCUCCUUCCUUAAAAUCUUUGUUCUUUAUUGUGUCAGUUGGUAUCUCAGACUAGAUUGGUACACCCUUCCUCGAACAACCCAUAAGGGUUGCGGGAAUUAAUGGCUUAUUAUGGUUGUUGAGAUGCUGCUAUAUGUCAAUAGAGUUGGAUGGGGAUU